Molecule: messenger RNA, 4311 nt
Organism: Penicillium odoratum
Lineage: Eukaryota; Fungi; Ascomycota; Eurotiomycetes; Eurotiales; Aspergillaceae
Exons: 5
Coding region: 1-4311 (1436 amino acids)
Biological process (GO): transmembrane transport
Cellular component (GO): membrane
Molecular function (GO): ABC-type transporter activity; ATP hydrolysis activity; ATP binding
Source: RefSeq, a predicted model, not a curated record
AUGAAUGCUACUGCGGGUUCUAAGCUCCCUAGUGAGCGACGGAGUCUCUGCACGACGACGACCGGUAGUCCAGAGGCCUCCUCCCACGAUCCAUCCAGCCCGGAUAAGAAACACCACACCGAAGUCCACAGCAAGAACACAGACCCAUCACCCCCCAGUUCUUCCGAGUUUCUUGAUUGCGAAUGGGCGAAACGAAACAUUUCUAUCCUCACUUCUGCCGCUGGUGACUCUCGACAUCGCGGAAUUUUAUUCGAGAGUCUCUCAAUCCAGGGCUCUGCCUCGCAUCUUCAAACUCAGUCGACGGUUCUUUCGACCCUGAUUAGACCUUUCACAUCGACUCUGCACUAUUUUCGACAUUGCCAUCAUCCCAAACAGCGAGCCACCAUCCUACACAAUUUCGACGGACUGGUUGACAGUGGCGAGUUGCUUUUGGUCCUCGGCCGCCCGGGUAGCGGAUGUUCAACCUUUUUGAAGAUAAUAUCCGGCUACUUGGAUGGAUUGAGUUUGGACCCGGGCAGCAACAUCCAGUACAAGGGGGUCUCGUAUGAGAGGAUGACAAAGGAGUAUCGCGGCGAUGUUGUUUACAACGAAGAACAAGACAAUCACUUUCCGCAUUUGACUGUCCGGGAAACCCUUGAGUUUGCUGCAUAUGCACGGGCACCGCAUACCCGACCGGGCAACAUUAGCCGCGACGAAUAUGCACAGACGGCGGUGCGGGUUGUUAUGGCCUUAUUUGGUCUUUCACAUACGGAGAACACCCGAGUUGGCAACGAGUAUAUUCGCGGAGUCAGUGGUGGAGAAAGAAAACGAGUGAGCAUAGCGGAAAUGACUCUAGCUAGAGCGCCCAUUGGUACCUGGGAUAACAGCACUCGAGGUCUUGACGCCAACAGUGCACUUGAUUUUGCCAAAAACCUUCGUCUCUCUGCCAAUCUCACCAAAACAUGUCACGCCGCCGCGGUAUACCAGGCUUCAGAGCCCAUCUACAACAACUUUGACAACGUCACUAUUCUCUAUGAAGGUCGACAAGUAUACUUUGGUCCCUGUGAUCGAGCUGUCGCAUACUUUGAGAGGAUGGGUUGGAAACGCCAUCCUCGACAGGUCAGCGCGGAUUUUCUUACUUCUGUCACCAAUCCGAGUGAGCGUGUGCCCCAAGAUGGAAUGGCGGAGGAGGUUCCGCGGACUUCAACAGACUUUGAGACAUACUGGAGGAAUAGUGAAGAGUAUUUGGAUCUUCGAGAGAAGAUGAAAAGCUUCUCUCACAACUUUCCUCUCGAUGGACUAGAAGAAAGCAAAUUGAAAGACGUCAAACGUACCGAACAAGCCAACCAUGUCCGAAGGUCAAGCCCUUACCUGCUCUCCGUGCCCAUGCAACUCAGAUUGUGUCUUGUUAGGGCAUACAGACGAUCCUUGAAUGACCGCGCAGGGAUCAUUGCGACUGCAGUGUUACAAAUGCUUAUAGCUGUGCUGAUCAGUUCUCUUUUCUUUGAUAUCCCCGAUAACUCCGAUGGUCUAUCACAGAGGGCAUCCGUUAUCUUUCUGGCAGUUUUGACAAAUAACAUGAUUGCUAUGUUCGAGGUCAACGUCCUAUACGGCCAGAGACCAAUUGUGGAAAAACAGGCUCGCUAUUCAUUUGUUCGCCCCUUCACCGAGGCACUCGCUGGAGUCAUCAUAGAUCUCCCAAUCAAAACGCUUCGCGCUCUCCUAGCCAGUGUAAUCGUUUACUUCAUGGCGCACCUCAGGAGAGAGCCCGGGCACUUUUUCAUAUAUGUCCUUUUCCAAGUGGUCUCCGUUAUUACCAUGUCCGGGAUCUUUCGGUGCUUGGCCGCAAGCACGAAAACUCUCAGUCAAGCGAUGGCUCUCAGCGGGAUCGUCAUUAUCAGCGUUGCAGUGUAUACCGGUUUUACUGUAUCACCGCCCGAUAUGCGCCCGUGGCUUGGCUGGAUCCGAUGGAUCAAUCCCGUUUUCUACGCGUUCGAAGCAAUCAUAGCCAACGAGUACCAUGGUUUACGAGCCAAAUGCGUCGAGUACUUGCCAGACUAUCCCUCGCUUUCUGGCUUGUCUUUCGUUUGCUUGGAAGUUGGUGCUGUCGCAGGGGAUCACUUCGUUUCCGGUGAUCGAUACAUUGAGAAGCAUUAUGGUUUUCUCUAUAGUCAUCUGUGGCGGAAUCUGGGUAUCCUUUUUGCGUUCAUGAUCGGACUCCAUGUGUUCUAUCUUGUGAUUACAGAGCUGGUUCCGGGCACCGUCUCCAAACCCGAGUCAUUGUCAUUUCUCCCAGGCCACAUUCCCAAAAACAUGAGUCCAUGCGAUGAAGAAGUGAAGGAGGUGCCAAAAGUAUCGAAAGAGCUUUCCCAGCCACCCUCGAUGUUUCGUGGCUCGUUGCCAAAGCAUGAGAACAUAUUCACUUGGAAAGGGUUAUGCUAUGAUAUUCCGAUUAAGGGAGGCACAAAGAGACUACUGGAUGAUGUCAGCGGCUGGGUGAAACCAGGCACCUUGACUGCUCUUAUGGGUGUAUCUGGUGCAGGAAAAACCACUCUUCUGAAUGUCCUAUCGCAGCGAAUGACCGUUGGCGUUGUGACGGGAGAAACUUUGGUCAAUGGCCGAAGCCUCAAUACCAGCAUCUGCCGCAAGACCGGAUACGUCGAACAAAAUGACAUUCACUGUGCGACUGCUACGGUCAGGGAGGCCCUUCGUUUUAGUGCAGCACUGCGGCAACUCCAGUCGAUUUCCACUGAAGAAAAACAAGCAUACGUUGAGGACGUGAUUCAAAUGCUGGGAAUGGAAGACUUUGCCGAAGCUAUUGUUGGAAAGCCUGGGGAAGGAUUGAACCUCGAGCAGAGAAAGCUUCUCACUAUUGGUGUCGAGCUGGCAGCAAAGCCAGAGCUCUUAAUCUUCUUAGACGAGCCGACUAGUGGACUGGACUCACAGAGCUCCCUGGCAAUUUGCUCUGUUAUGAAAAGACUGGCUGAAAAUGGACAAGCCGUGCUUGCCACAAUUCAUCAGCCCAGUCCUAUCAUGUUUGAGCAAUUUGAUCGUCUCCUUUUACUUGCUAAAGGCGGUAAGACCGCGUACUUUGGGGACAUUGGGAACCAUGGUCGCCUUCUUCUGGAUUAUUUCGAAUCAAACGGCGCACGCCCAAGUCUGUCAGAUGAGAAUCCCGCUGAAUACAUACUCGAGGUUAUUGGUGAAGGCUCGCAUGAGAGCACUCAGCCUGUUGAUUGGGUGGAGAAAUGGAAGCAGAGCCCUCAAAAUCAAGAAGUCCAGGAUCAUCUUCGCCACAUCUGUUCGAAUGCCCUUCAGCCACCCACCGAUAAGUCCAGCGAGCUUGAGUUUGCCAUGCCGAUUACAGCCCAGCUGUACCAGGUUAUGAAACGUGACUUCCAGCAGUAUCAUCGCCAGCCGGAGUACAUUUUCGCCAAGCUUGCUUUGGGUAUUGUCUGCGGCCUAUUUGUAGGCUUUUCGUUUUGGAUGUCAGACAACUCCAACCAAGGCUUCCAAAAUACUCUGUUUAGCUUGUUCCUUCUUUGCACUAUUUUCACCACAAUGCUAAACCAAAUUAUGCCGAAGUUUGUGGAGAAGCGGGCUUUGUAUGAGCUACGCGAGCGACCUUCCAAGACCUAUUCCUGGAAAGUUUUCAUUUUCUCACAAGUUGUCGUUGAGCUACCCUGGCAGGCCUUGCUUGGUGUCUGCACGUGGGCCUCCUUCUACUUCUCUGUUUAUGGUGGAAACCAAGACCCAGAGCGCCAGGGCCUCGUCCUCCUGUUCGUACUCCAAUUCUUCCUCUUUGCCUCCAGCUUCGCAUCAUUGAUUGCCUCUGCGGUCUCGAAUCUUGCUAUGGGCAGUAUGAUGGCUCUUUUCAUGUUUGUGUUGUCACUGUUGUCUAACGGCGUGAUGCAACCACCGAGCGCCAUGCCCAAUUUCUGGUCCCAGAUGCACAGAGUCUCUCCUUUAACCUAUUACGUCGGCGGUAUCAGUGCAACUGCACUCCACGGUCGUCCGAUCAUUUGCUCGGAUCGAGAGCUAGUUAGCUUUGACGCCCCGGCCGGACAGACCUGUGGCGAGUAUCUCGGAAAGUUUCUCAAGACAGCACCGGGGAAGCUCUACGACUGGAACUCCACUGCACAAUGUCAGUAUUGUCCCCUCAGCUCGGCUGAUCAAUACCUUGCCGGUCGCGACAUCUCUUGGAACAACCGGUGGGAAUAUUAUGGGAUUUUUUGGGCAUAUUUCGUUUUCAAUAUCUUCGGUGCUGUCCUUCUUUACUAUCUCUUCCGUGUUUUGCCAUAUUCCCGAGCAAACAAGGCGAAGGCUAAAUAG